UCACAUCAAAACAUUGAAAAAAAAUUCGUGAAAAUUUUCAUUUGCAUCAGCUGUGCAUGCAAGUUCACUGGAAAAAUGGAAAAAUCUAUCGGCUAAACUUAUCAUGUUGUUACAAAAUGUAUUUAUUUUCUACGAACAAGCACGUUCAUUUAUAAUAAAGUGAAAUUUGCUGUUAAGUUGUUAGCUGUUGCAGCAAAAUGGGAGCAAACGUAUCUCAGCUUGAACGUGAUAUCGGGGCGGAUCAAUUUCCCCCCAAUGAGCAUUAUUUCGGUUUAGUUAAUUUCGGCAAUACCUGUUAUAGUAAUUCAGUCUUACAAGCACUUUACUUCUGUAGGCCAUUCCGGGAGAAGGUUCUUGAAUACAAGGCCAAAAACAAACGCACGAAGGAAACGUUGCUGACCUGUUUAGCAGAUUUGUUCUAUAGUAUAGCCACCCAGAAGAAAAAGGUCGGUUCCAUAGCGCCUAAGAAGUUCAUUGCCCGACUUCGGAAGGAAAAGGAAGAAUUCGACAAUUACAUGCAGCAGGAUGCCCACGAGUUCCUGAACUUUCUGAUCAAUCAUAUAAACGAAAUCAUACUAGCCGAACGAAAUCAGGCAAAAGGCGCAGGAACAAGCGGUAGUAAAAACGCUGGUACCAUCGGAGGAGGAGGGGGAAGUCUGAAUGGGGACAACCCCGGGCAGCCACAGGAACCGACUUGGGUGCAUGAGAUUUUCCAGGGAAUUCUGACCAGUGAAACGAGAUGUCUGAAUUGCGAAACGGUUAGCAGCAAAGAUGAGAACUUUUUCGACCUGCAGGUGGAUGUGGAUCAAAAUACCAGCAUAACGCACUGUUUGCGAUGCUUUAGUAAUACCGAAACGCUGUGCAGUGAUAACAAGUUCAAGUGCGACAACUGCUGCAGCUACCAGGAAGCACAGAAACGAAUGCGCGUGAAAAAACUGCCCAUGAUACUGGCGCUGCACCUCAAACGGUUCAAGUACAUGGAACAGUAUAAUCGGCACAUCAAGGUGUCACAUCGAGUGGUGUUUCCUCUGGAAUUGAGGUUGUUUAACACGUCUGACGAUGCUGUGAAUCCGGACCGGCUUUACGAUCUGAUGGCGGUCGUUAUUCAUUGUGGUUCUGGGCCCAACCGAGGGCACUAUAUAAGCAUUGUUAAAAGCCACGGGUUCUGGCUGCUGUUCGACGACGACAUGGUUGAUAAAAUUGAGGCCUCAACUAUAGAAGACUUUUAUGGUCUAACAUCUGAUAUACAAAAGUCAUCUGAAACUGGUUACAUUUUAUUUUAUCAAUCCCGAGACGCAACCUAAAGCUUGUAAGUAUGUAUUAUUUCAACUUAGAGCCCUAGAAGAUUUUAUCAUCGAGUAUAAAAAUCGUAAAUGAUUAGCAUGCAUUGUGAUAAGGCGAAUCCGCAAUUUUCAUUCCCAAAUUUUUGGCUUCGACUGAUUUGAGUUUGUCUUGGAUCUACAUGCGACACAUAGUUGCAAACGGCUAGACAUUGCAUUUUCGAUACCUAUUGCACUAAAGUAAUUUGAUCGAAGCAGUUUACUGCACUACCUCGGAUAACUGGCCCAUGUAUAUAGGAAAUCCUACAGAACAUGAGACUAUUAUGCGUAGAGUGACAGUUUAGUCAAUUUGUGGUUUAUACUGCGUGCAAUAGCAAGAAUUUUGAGUAUCUCGUGUUUUAAAUUCAUAUUCAAACAAUUCUUGGUUGAAUUAUGCAGUUUUAGCGAUAGAUUCAGAUAGUUUUGCAACUCACAUAGCUAUUUGACUAUUUCAAUAUAUUUUAAAAAUCACGAAUUGUGAAUUGUAUAUUUGAGUGCAAACAUAUAAGUUUUGAAAUUUAUUUUGUCCGCGAAUUAUGUUGACAGAAAUGAAUAUGAGUUGUGACAUAAGAUUAAUCAAGCAAAUAAGGCGGUCAAAAACGCUCUGAUCAUCAUUAAUUAUAAAUAAACACGUUUAAACCAU
This is a messenger RNA of Aedes aegypti (yellow fever mosquito), 1962 nucleotides long. RefSeq names its product ubiquitin carboxyl-terminal hydrolase 46 (gene Usp12-46). Gene Ontology annotation, cellular component: cytosol; nucleus. Gene Ontology annotation, molecular function: cysteine-type endopeptidase activity; cysteine-type deubiquitinase activity. The record is from RefSeq and is a predicted model, not a curated record. Gene Ontology annotation, biological process: protein deubiquitination. The transcript is spliced from 5 exons. NCBI's taxonomy places the organism in Eukaryota, Metazoa, Arthropoda, Insecta, Diptera, Culicidae. The coding region runs from base 198 to 1304 and encodes 368 amino acids.